Myotis lucifugus (little brown bat) is the source of this 1498-nucleotide messenger RNA. RefSeq names its product lysosomal associated membrane protein 3 (gene LAMP3). Gene Ontology annotation, cellular component: membrane. The transcript has 6 exons. NCBI's taxonomy places the organism in Eukaryota, Metazoa, Chordata, Mammalia, Chiroptera, Vespertilionidae. The record is from RefSeq and is a predicted model, not a curated record. Bases 60 to 1352 code for a protein of 430 amino acids.
ACCCAGCUGUGCUGAGCAGCAGCGCCAGCCUCCGGAGUCCCAGGCCCCGGCUCCCAGCCAUGCCCUGGCAGCUCCCUGCAGCGAUGGUGCUCUUCCUGUCCCUGGCCGUGAUUUUGCAUCAUGGCAGUCAAGUAAGAGCAACAGGGUUUCCAGAAAUCACAGGCUCUUCUCAACCUACAAGAGCAGCAACAGUACAGGCCACAGCAAAACCUUCUUUCCUGAAACGGACUAGCCAAGUGCCUCACAGAACUACAGCAGCAAGUUCAACGGAUAGUCACGUCCCCUCUCAAACAGCUGCCACAACCUCCAACUCUGAGACCCCAACGACACACACAACAAUAAAAACUCUAACAACAACCUCUCCGAUAACUACAAACAGCACCCCAUCCACCAGCCCAAAAAUCCACACUCUAGUCACAACCCUGGCCACACCCAACAACUCACACACGGCUGCUCCCGUCACCGAGGCUACAAUCGGCCCCAGUACAGCUCCUGGUUCACCGCCCCCCACUAUCACCCCACCAGCCCAUACAACUAGACCCAACCCAUCGACUGCCAGCCACACAACUGGGAAGACCACCCAACCCAGUAGCCAGACCACCCUUCCAGCAACUUUGUCCACCUCACCACACAUCCACACAACCAGUCAGAAGCCCACUCAACCCACCCAUGCCCUGGUCACAACCACAGCUGCACACAAUGCCACCCACACAGCCUCGCCUGCCACCAUAGCUCCAGGGCCCACCCUGGCACCUCAGCCAUCACCAGCCAAGACUGGAAUUUAUCAAGUUCUAAAUGGAAGCAGGCUCUGUAUCAAAGCAGAGAUGGGGAUACAGCUGAUGGUUCAAGACAGGGAGUCGGUUUUUUCACCUGAGAGAUACUUCAACAUUGACCCCAAUGCAACUCAAGCCUCUGGGAACUGUGGCUUCCGAAAUUCCAACCUUCUCUUGAACUUCCAGGGUGGAUUUGUGAACCUGACAUUCACCAAGGAUGAAAACUCAUAUUAUAUCAAUGAAGUGGGAGCCUAUUUGACCAUCUCAAAUCCAGAGAAAAUUUACCAAGGAAUGAAGAGCUCUGUGAUGAUGUUUGAGACGGUGAUCGGGCAUUCCUUCAAGUGUGUGACUGAGCAGAGCAUCCAGCUGUCAGCCUACCUUCAACUGAAGACAAUGAAUGUCCAACUUCAAGCCUUCGAUUUCGAAGAUGACCACUUUGGAAAUGUGGACGAGUGUUCCUCUGACUACACAAUUGUCCUUCCCGUGAUUGGGGCCAUCGUGCUGGGUCUCUGCGCUGUGGGUUUGAUUGUCUAUGGAAUCCGCCUAAGGCGUGAAUCAUCUGGAUACCAGAGAAUCUAAUGGGUGCCCAGGGGAAAGAAAAGAAUGGAGCUUAGAAAAUUCUUUCGUCGUUUCCAGGGUACUGGGGGCUUCCCUUAGAGUGUUGGUCCUUCCAGCAAUGUCAACCACCUCUCACAAAAACCGAGUCAUUUCUGAUUUAACUUCAA